GUGACUGUUUCCGGCCCGUGAGGUCGUCUACUUCCGGCCCAUAUUUCAUAAACUCUGGACGAAGCGUAGGAAGUAUGCUGUCCUUGUCCCGAGCUGUACUGAGCGGGGUGGUGCGUGCCCCAGCUGCAGUCAGCCAAAGUGGAGUGACUGCGAUCACCCGAUUCAACAGCACUGCACAGGUAAGUCCCAAGAAAACAACAUAUGGGCCUCUGGCAGAUGAAGACAGAAUUUUCACAAACCUUUAUGGCCGUCAUGAUUGGAAGCUGAAGGGGGCGUUGAAGCGUGGUGAUUGGUACAAGACUAAGGAGAUCCUUCUUAAAGGAGUUGACUGGAUCCUCAAUGAGAUCAAAGUUUCUGGCCUGCGUGGGAGAGGUGGCGCUGGUUUCCCAACUGGCAUGAAGUGGAGCUUCAUGAACAAGCCCAGUGAUGGCAGGCCAAAGUAUUUGGUGGUGAAUGCAGAUGAGGGAGAGCCCGGCACCUGUAAGGACAGGGAGAUCAUGAGGAAUGACCCCCACAAGUUGGUGGAGGGCUGCCUGAUCGCUGGGAAGGCCAUGGGGGCACGUGCUGCCUAUAUUUAUAUCAGAGGAGAGUUCUACAAUGAGUCAUCCAACCUGCAGGUGGCAAUCAAUGAAGCCUAUGCUGCUGGUCUCAUUGGAAAGAACGCCUGUGGCUCCGAUUAUGACUUUGACGUAUUUGUGAUGCGUGGCGCUGGAGCCUACAUCUGUGGAGAGGAGACAGCUCUCAUCGAGUCCCUGGAGGGAAAGCAGGGAAAGCCGCGCCUUAAGCCCCCAUUUCCUGCUGACGUUGGUGUGUUUGGUUGCCCGACUACUGUUGCCAAUGUGGAGACUGUAUCCGUGGCGCCCACCAUCUGUCGCCGUGGGGGCUCGUGGUUUCUGGGCUUUGGCAGAGAGAGGAACUCCGGCACAAAGCUCUUCAAUAUCUCUGGCCACGUUAACCACCCCUGCACUGUAGAAGAGGAGAUGUCUGUCCCUUUGAAAGACCUCAUUGAGAGGCACGCAGGUGGAGUGCGUGGUGGUUGGGAUAACCUGCUUGCUGUAAUCCCUGGUGGCUCCUCAACACCCCUCAUUCCCAAGAGCGUGUGUGAAGAUGUGCUUAUGGACUUUGACGGCCUCAUCCAGGCUCAGACUGGACUGGGCACAGCUGCUCUUAUCGUUAUGGACAAAUCUACUGACAUUAUCAGAGCAAUUGCCCGCCUGAUCGAGUUUUACAAACAUGAGAGCUGCGGCCAGUGCACACCCUGCAGAGAAGGAGUGGACUGGAUGAACAAUAUGAUGUGGCGUUUUGUGCAAGGUGACGCACGAACAGCCGAGAUCGACAUGAUCUGGGAGAUCAGUAAGCAGAUUGAGGGACACACUAUCUGUGCCCUGGGAGACGGUGCAGCAUGGCCUGUACAGGGAUUGAUCAGGCACUUCAGGCCUGUGAUGGAAAGCCGAAUUGCUGGAUUCCAGCAGCAGAAGCAGGCCAGGGCUUAAAUGGUUCCUUCUUCUCACGGACUCACUCUUCUGCCUCAUUUGUCCUUAACCCUGUGUUUGUGUCUUUCACAUAUUAUUUAAAAGAUAAUGUGCCGCCUCAUCAUCAAUUUUUGCAUUGAUGUAUUUGCCUUCUGAUGAAAUCACCAAUAAAGUUCUAUGAACCGUAAAGUUCCCCUCCA
This is a messenger RNA of Scomber japonicus (chub mackerel), 1672 nucleotides long. It is a transcript of the gene ndufv1, whose product is annotated as NADH:ubiquinone oxidoreductase core subunit V1. The coding region runs from base 75 to 1493 and encodes 472 amino acids. Lineage: Eukaryota; Metazoa; Chordata; Actinopteri; Scombriformes; Scombridae. The transcript has 11 exons. Gene Ontology annotation, molecular function: FMN binding; NAD binding; 4 iron, 4 sulfur cluster binding. The record is from RefSeq and is a predicted model, not a curated record. Gene Ontology annotation, biological process: mitochondrial electron transport, NADH to ubiquinone.